UCAUUUGAACCGCAACGUAUGAAAUCGGAACGGAAUAUCGCCAAACAGAUAUAUAGAAAACUACGUAACGGACUUAAAAGCGACACGUGGGUGUAUAAAAAAGGAAUUAUAAAUUACAACUGUUUUGUGGAAAUAAUAAAUAAGUUAUAAAAAUAUCGGAAUCAAAAAUAGUUAAAUGUGGCAGCAGUCGAAGUUGAAGUGAAAUGAAUCCCGAGGAAUGUCCGCAAUUGGUCAACCUGUGAGUCCUGCGAAUCCUGUGUGAGUGUCGUGAGAGCUCCGAAGAUGGCGGUGUUCAGUUCAAUUAUGGAAACCGUCGCCAUUUUGGCCCUGCUGCUUGGCCUUUUCAUUCGAAGUGGCUACUGCAUAGACUGUUUCAAGUGCGUCUCCUACAACGGAGCCAACAAAGCCUGCGAUGAUCCGUUCCACAACAACUACUCGACGGCCAUUUUGGAGUCACCCUGCAUGGGCGGCCGGAAGGGGCGUGACGGCCUAUUUCCGGCCACCGCCUGCAUCAAGAUCGCCGGCUACUACGAUGGCACCGGGGAGACGAUAACGGUGAGAGGAUGCGCCCUCGACAGCGGCACUUUGACCACCGAUACCGAGAUUAUAAGAAUGUCGCAUUGCGGAAAGUUCUAUUACGACGACAAGUACGUGCACGGUUGCCUGCAGAGCUGCAGUGAUGCGGACGCCUGCAACUCAAGCAGGAGGCAGGGAGCGAGUCCCGCGGACCCGGAGUCGCUGAUGAGGCACCUGCUCAGCCUGGCGGUGCUCCUGGUGGCUGCCACCAGGUAGCAGCAGCGAUACCUGUAACUGAAGUAUCCGGAGCAGGAGGAACAGGCGGAAAUAUCGCAGGAAAGGAAGUGAGGCGGCGGGAAGAACUUCUUCGGCUGCGCGUUGAAGUCCUUUUAUUUUCCUUCGAAUCUCUCUCUGUGUCUAGGAUCGCACCCAAAUGUAAACGCACUCGAGCAGCUGCAAACACACUCUCUUUGUUACACCCAAACACAUUAUGGAAUUCAUCAAGCAAUUAUGUGAUUUAUAAGCGAAUACUUGACAACUAUCAAACAAUAACUGAUGAACUCGAACGAACGGAAACGGAAACUAUUUAGAUGCUAAGCAUUCGAGUGGCGAAGAUCAAAGGAAACACUGCAACCCAAAUUAAAAUUCUAAUUGCAAUUAUUUAUAGCUCCUAAAAAAGGAAACUAGACUCUAAAUUUAAAUGCUGUCGCUGCUGAGUUUCUAUUAAGGGAAGGCAGGAAUGGUUUACGAUUUAUAUGCGAUGAGUUUUACCUUAACAUAAAUAAGUAUUUUUCACCUCUCUAGAUGAGUAUUGUACAUAAACGAAACGAAAAUUUAACUAUUUGUUAAACGAAUGCUGAAUUUUAGGCAAAUUAAAAGUAAUUAUGUGUAAAUGAAUUAGUGGGUACACUUAGCAACGAAAACUGCGAGCUACAAAUAUUUAUUUAUAUUUCUUCAGUCAUUAUCAACCAACAAAUAG
Molecule: messenger RNA, 1495 nt
Organism: Drosophila takahashii
Lineage: Eukaryota; Metazoa; Arthropoda; Insecta; Diptera; Drosophilidae
Source: RefSeq, a predicted model, not a curated record